Molecule: messenger RNA, 1410 nt
Organism: Penaeus vannamei (Pacific white shrimp)
Lineage: Eukaryota; Metazoa; Arthropoda; Malacostraca; Decapoda; Penaeidae
Source: RefSeq, a predicted model, not a curated record
AUGAAAGAGACCUUCGCCAAGAGUAACAUGCAUAUAGUUGGUGGUAUUGUGCCAGGAGAUCGAGCGGCGUUUUACUUCAAGAAUCCCAAUAUCCCGAGGAGAGUCGGCGGGCGAGGCAUAUCAUGUACAUGUUCGCUCUACUGGGUAAAAUUUGCAGCCGAUUAUGACUGUCACUGGAACGCCAAGGUAAUGAGACAAAUAACAGACGAGGCCCACUCGCACAGUAAAAAGCUGGCCAUAGCGUCUGAGACAAGAUCUACAGAUCCUGCAUCUUGGCUUCCCUCCAACAGGGCCUCAGAAUCCUCGAAAAGUGAAGCCAAGAUUACGGAGCGUCUUUGUCUGUUGGCGAGGAAGGCGCUGCGACUGGGGAGGAAGGAAGACAAGAGAGUGAAGGCCAGCGUUACGGACGUUGCUGAAGUUGCCCCACGGUCCAAGUCCUUCCCUAAAGCCGAUUGUGUCGUCACUUGGAAAGAUUUCUGCUUUCCUUUUGACUCCUUCAGCUUUUCUGUUCAUCGAUAUGUCUUUGAGCUUUUUAACAUAUAUGCAUAUGCUGUGUACACAGACUGUGGAUCCUGUGGGAUUGUCGCUCUUACGACGUCGUCGGCCCUGCUGCCCCACGACGCCGCGGAGCAGCAGAGGGGGUUGAGCAAGAUCCUUCAGCGCAGUGACCGCGGCCAGCUCGUCCGCGCCACGGCCCUCGACGCCCUUCGGGAGGCGCAAGAGGCCGGCGAGAGGCGCGCGGGCGGCAUCGCCUCCACGUUCGUGCGGGACGGAGAGGAAGGAGAAAAGGAUGGCUGGCCCAUCUUUUACAAAGGAAAUAAAGAGAAGAGAAAGGAUAGGCAGGCGUCUACUGGAAACAACAAAAAUAAGAAGCAAGGUACGAAGAAGAAGAAGAAGAAGAAGAAGAAAAGGAACAAGAAAAAGAUGAUGUCGAUGAAGAAGGAAAUUGAGGCCAAAUUGCUGCCGACGACAUCUCUGAGGAAAAUUUACUGGGAACCGGAGCCCCUGAGAAGGACCUGGGAGGCGGAGGAGUCGGUGGAUCCUGUCAGGGUAUCCUGCAGGGACGACGAGUGGGCGUGUGUCGACGGGUCGAUGUGUGUCCCGAAAAAUGUGACCUGUUCCGGUGUGGCCGAGUGCCAGGACAACUCCGACGAGGCGGUGGCGCUGUGUGGGUGUCUGCCGAACGAGUACAACUGCGGCGACCAGUGCAUCGACGCCCUCAGCAGGUGCGACACCGUGCAGGACUGCGACAACGGGCGCGACGAACACAACUGCGAGACGUACGUGUGUCCGAGCACCCACACCAAGUGCGCCAACUCCCUGUGCAUCCCGCUGGACGCCGUCUGCAACCUGGAGGACGACUGCGGCGACGGGUCCGACGAGCAGGAGUGCCGUAAGUAAUGAGCGGAC